UCAACAACUCACAUGUGGCCUUGAAGUCGCCGCCGUUGCUGCCGUGUUGCUAGCGCUAACCGGUUACUGUGCUUUCCCAGCCCAAGUACCCGAUUCAGUCCCACACAGCCACGCGGGGUUUGAACAUAGCGCUACCCGAGCCAGCAUGCCGCCGAAGAAACCCGCCCCGGCCACGGGCAAUAAAAAAACCCAAGAGAAGAAAAAGGAAAAGAUUAUCGAGGACAAGACUUUUGGCUUGAAGAACAAAAAAGGGGCCAAGCAGCAGAAGUUCAUUAAGAACGUCACACAGCAAGUCAAGUAUGGACAGCAAAGCGCCAGACAGGAGGCGGACAAGACCAAUAAGAAGGCGGACAAGAAGAAGGAGCUCGAUGAACUCAAUGAGCUCUUCAAGCCUGUAGUCGCUGCCCAGAAAGUCAGUAAAGGUGUUGAUCCAAAGUCGGUGCUGUGUGCGUUCUUUAAGCAGGGCCAGUGUACUAAAGGCGACAAGUGUAAGUUCAGCCAUGACUUGUCCAUGGAGAGGAAGUGUGAGAAGAGAAGCGUCUACGUGGACGAAAGAGAUGAAGACCUGGAGAAAGACACUAUGGAGAACUGGGAUGAGAAGAAGCUGGAGGAAGUGGUCAACAAAAAACACGGAGAAGCAGAGAAGAAGAAAGCAAAAACACAAAUAGUGUGUAAGUACUUCCUGGACGCCAUAGAGAAUAAUAAGUAUGGCUGGUUCUGGGUGUGUCCAGGAGGGGGCGACAACUGUAUGUACAGGCACGCGCUGCCGCCUGGUUUUGUACUAAAGAAAGACAAAAAGAAGGAGGAGAAAGAAGAAGAGAUCUCAUUGGAGGAGCUGAUAGAGAGCGAGCGGGCAGCUCUGGGUGCAAACGUAACCCGCAUCACGCUGGAGACCUUCCUGGCCUGGAAGAAGAGGAAAAGGCAGGAGAAGGUGGACAAAGCCAGAGAGGAGAUGGAGAAGAAGAAGGCAGACUUCAAGGCCGGGAAGUCGCUCAUCGUGAGCGGCCGCGAGGUGUUCGAGUUCCGGCCGGAGCUUGUUGAUGACGACGACGACGAAGCCGACGAUACUCAGUAUGCCGACGAAACAAAGGAGGAGGAGGCGGAGGAGACCGACUCUUCAGACGUCCAGGACAUAGACCUGUCUCGCUUUGUUCCACAAGAGGUCGACCACACGGGUAUUACAGUAGCAGCUACGGACCGAUUCAGCGCCAGGAAUGAGACGGCAAAAGUGGACAACGAGGAGCUGCUGAACGGGGCCUGCGGUGGCGCCGAGGAAAACGGCCUGCCGGGGGGAGGCGAGGAUGGAGGAGGCGAGGAUGAAGAUGACGUUCCAGUGGAUGAAAAUCUAUUCACGGGGGAAGAUCUGGAGGAGCUGGACGAAGAACUCAACACGCUGGGGCUGGAAGACUGAGAUGGAGGAGGAGGAGGAGCAGAGGUCGAGACGGACUAAGUGACAGAAAGGAAUGACGGAUGGAUGCAUGGAGCUAAACAUCUGAGAUCGGACAUUUGAAUGGUUUUAACUUUCAGAGACUCCAGUAAUAAAGCCUGAUUAUCUCAUGACAUCACUUCCUGUCUCUGCGCCCUGUGUUUUCAGUGUCAGCCUUCAGGCCACAUCGCUGCGUAGAAACUGGGCCUGUUGGCAUUUCCUCAGCCAGGGUGCUCAUUCAGAGAUUUUGGGUGCACUUUGGAUUACUGAGAAGCUUGCUGGUUUACAUUUAACAGUUUCUUUGGCCUCCAUCCUUCUCUUUGGGAUCAAUUUAAUCGUUUAUUUAGAGAUGAACAGGAUGACGUUUCUGUUGAGCCCCUGGUCAGAGGCAGAAAUAACCGUCAGUGAUUCUGGUCCAGUUAUAGUGUGAAGAUGCACUUUUCUCUCUCCAACAAACCCAUGAUUUAAUUUAACCGACAUAAAACCAAAAAUCUAAUCCAGCCCUUUGUUCACAAACAUUACCUUCCUCCCUGUGCAGGUUUGUGCUCAUGGCCAGCUCCAUAUUGUAAAUAAUGUUCUCUUGAGAUGCCUCCUUACAAAAUAAAGCAACUCUACAUUCA
Molecule: messenger RNA, 2046 nt
Organism: Fundulus heteroclitus (mummichog)
Lineage: Eukaryota; Metazoa; Chordata; Actinopteri; Cyprinodontiformes; Fundulidae
Gene: zc3h15
Product: zinc finger CCCH-type containing 15
Exons: 11
Coding region: 146-1411 (421 amino acids)
Biological process (GO): cytoplasmic translation
Cellular component (GO): cytosol
Molecular function (GO): metal ion binding; mRNA binding
Source: RefSeq, a predicted model, not a curated record